This is a messenger RNA of Onthophagus taurus, 2378 nucleotides long. The record is from RefSeq and is a predicted model, not a curated record. Lineage: Eukaryota; Metazoa; Arthropoda; Insecta; Coleoptera; Scarabaeidae.
AGUAAGUUGUUACAAACAUCUACAUUUACUAAGAUAAGUUUCGAGAUAUUGCCACUACCAAUCGAUACAACUCCUGCUGCCAUCUGCCCACCAUAUGCUGAACUAGUGGCUGGAGUCUGCAAAUGUAACCAGGAUCUCUGUGAAAGGCCACCAUGCGAUAAAGUUCUAAAUCUCGUAAAAUCACAGUUUGAAAAUGAAGAAAACUGUUGCCCAAGUUACACUUGCGAUAAUUGUAUCGACAAAUUUUUAAUAAACGGAGAAUGUAUUUGCCCGGAAGAUUCCUUUUUAAAUCAAAAAGGAAUUUGCGAAUGCCACAAUCAUUACGAAUCCAUCCAAAAUAAUACUUGUCAAUGUGAUUUAACUAAAUGUCCUUUACCGAAUUUGUGUGAUGAUCAAUCAGUUGGGAUAGCUCAAUCUAUAGGAUGCUGUACAUUUAUAGAAUGCAAAUUAUGUCCAGAUGAUAGUUAUCCGAAAAGAUAUAAUAGCGAUUUAAUAGAUGAUAAAUGCGUAUGUAAUAUCUGUCCCAAAACUAGUUGCGAAGAUGGCUACGUUCCUAAAUAUGAAAAAAGAGGACAUAAUAUUCCCGGAGAUUGUUGUGAUUUAUACGAAUGCGUUCUCGAAACUUUCAAAAAAAAUUGUUACAUAAAUUACACACUAUACCAUCACAUGGAAUCGUGGAUGGAAGAUGAAUGUAAAAAUUGUACCUGUGUUAACGGCGAAUCUAUUUGUACCACUGAACCCAGUAACGAACAUUGUCGAGGAAUUUCAAUUAAUAGAGUACUAGAAGACAAUUGCAUUGUAAACGAAACUUUGUAUCGUCAUUUAGAAACUUGGUCAGAAGACGAAUGCACCAAUUGCACGUGUAUUAAUGGAAAACCAAAAUGCGAAGCUUAUUUUUGCGAUUCAAAUGUGUCUAUCAUCACACCAGAAACACAAGAAUCGCCGGAAUGUCCGUAUUUCAAUUGCAAAAAGUUUUGUAAAUACGGAUUUAAAUCGAACAAAAAAGGAUGUCAAAUUUGCAAGUGUAGAUUACCGGACAAAAUAAAUAAACAAAUGGAAUACUUUAUGCACAAUCACAAUUUAACCGAUGAUGACGUUUUGAUUAUUCUUAGGAUGCAUGUAAAAAAUAAAAAUGCUUUUGAAGAGCGUACAACUACAACUACCGAAAUGUCAAAAGAAAUUUAUAAAAUAGCAAAAUACGAGCAUCUUGAAGCAUUUAUGUACAAUCAUAAUUUAACUGAAAUGGAAGCUUUGAAAAUGUUGGAUGAACAUCUUCAAAAUAGAAUUAUCGAUAAAAAUCCAGCGGUAUUUACACCACCAAAUGUUAUUUCUUGUUCAGAUCAUACAUCAUAUUGGAUGAUACUGCUUUAUAUAGUAUUAAUAGGAUUGUUUGGAUGUUUCAUGGUGCUCUAUUGUAAGAAACAUUUUCACAGCCGUGAAAUGUCACAUAAUAAUAAUAAUGUGAAUGAAACGAAGAAAUCUUCCCGAAGGCCGAAAGAACAAGCUAUAGAUACAAACGAAAAGAAACCUCUUAAUAUUACUUGAACAAAUUUUGCGAAUAAUUGAAAUCGGUGAACGUUACGUAAUUGUGAUAUACUCGUAGACAUGUAAAAGCAAACUGGUAUUCCAAGUUUAUAAAUGAUACUCCUAGGAGGUUUAUUUAACAUAAAAAAAUGUGUUUUUUUCUAUUUAAAAAAUGUUAAGAUGAAUUAUUGAAGGAUAAAUUGCACGGAGAACAGGGUACUGUACAUUUAUAAACAAGUAGCUUGGUUUGCUGUCGUAUUAUAUAAAAGAAACUGAUGUAAUAUUUAAAUUAUUUAUUUGUACUGGAUAAAUCGAUCAAGAUUUGACGUGUAAAUCACAACUAAUAGCAGUAAAAACAUAUUCGUUCCUAAAUUGUACAUAAUAAUAUUUGUAGAGAUAAUAAAAGUAUGUUAAAAAAAAUCUUAUGUCCACAUAAUAAUCUACAGUAUUCUUGCUAAGUAUUUUCUUAUUUGCUGUACAUAAAAACGCAUUAUUUCUAUUUUUAUUUACUAAUUAUUAUUACAAAGUUCCGUUAUAAGUUAAAUUAGUUUAGCUUUAAACCUAACAGAUUAUUGUUAAGAUGUCGAAAUAUCUACAAAAUUAAGUGAAUAAAAUAAUUAAGUAGUUUAUUAGAUUUUUAAACAUAUUGUAUCUUUUAUCACGUGGCAAACAGUAUUCUGUUUGUAACAUUUAAUUAUUUAUAAUAAAACUGUACUCGAUUAGUACUUUCUAAUUACUGCUGAUUUUGGCUGAAUUUAUUGCCAAAAACUAUCCGCUUUUUAUGACGAAUUGUUUCUGUUUAUAUAGUUAAUAAAUUAGUUAUAAAUCUACUCAAUAAAAUAUCUCAUUGCAUA